CACGGAUGCCUGGCUCUAAGCGGUCGCUUCGACGAAUCUCUUUCAAGGUAUUGGGUGAACAAUUCCGAAGGAUGCGAAGAACCGGGUUCCGAUCCAGUGGUAGAUCAAGUCCUUUGUGUCUUGUGUCCUGAGUGCACGAGAGUGUGUGUGUCAGAACUUGUUUGCGGUGCAUUAUCCUGCUUGCGAGUGGCUGGAAAGAGAGAUGAGAGACUGCUAUGUUUGGUGUUGUGUCAUUGUGCUCUCCCACAUACCUAUCACGUAUGAUGCGAACUGUAUAGCUAUGACUCGAGAUGAGGUCGAAGGUAUAAAAGGGCCCUUGUACUGGCCUUGAAUCCCUCAGCUCUUGAGUGUUCUCUACUCGGGUGUUCUUUCCUUCGUUUACUACUCGUCCUAAGCAAACGCUCUCUCUCUAAUUUCGUUGCCCUCAUCAAAAUGGUCUUCAAGCUUUCCAUUGCGUUCGUCGCACUCGCUUCACUGGCUAGUGCAGCUACCCUUCAUAGGACUCCCUGCCCGAACAGCAAGAACACUGCAAUCAACCCGCAGUGCUGUGUGUUCUAUGAUCUCGCAGAUGAGUUACAGAACAACAAGUUCGACAAUGAGUGUGGAGAGGAUGCUCACGAAGCCCUUCGCCUUACCUUCCACGACGCUAUCGGGUUCUCUGCGUCUGGAAAACUGAAGGGAACCGGCGCAGAUGGUUCCAUUAUGCUCUUCAACGGAACUGAACUGCAAGACCAUGCUAAUGACGGUGUUGAGGAUGCCAUCAACAACCUCGCACCACUCCUUCACGACUUCAAGGUCUCCGCAGGAGACCUCAUCCAAUUCGCGGGAGCAGUUGCUGUCUCGAACUGCCCAGGCGCCCCUCGCCUUGAGUUCCUUGCAGGUCGUCCCAACGCAACCUCCCCUGCUCAGCAGGGUACCGUUCCCUUACCGCAAGACCCAGUUGACAAGAUUCUCGCACGUAUGCAAGAUGCAGGUCUCACCCCAGAAGAUACCGUCAACCUCCUCUCUUCGCACACCGUCGCACGUUCAGAUACUCUUGUUCCGGGCCACGACGCGGUUCCCUUUGACACUACGCCCUUUACAUUCGACACUCAAGUCUUCCUUGAAGUGCUGCUCAAGGGUGUGGGUGUACCGUUCGGCGUGAACAACACCGACGGUGCAGAAGUCAACUCGCCGCUCCCUGCCGAGGGCGAAAUGCGCUUACAAUCCGACUUUGCCAUUGCUCGCGACCCGGUCACUGCGUGCUUCUGGCAAGAUAUGAUCAAUAACCAGCAGAAGAUGAUGAAUGCGUUCCAAACCUCCAUGUCGAAGAUGGCCAUUCUCGGACACGACAGGCGCGGGCUCUACGACUGCUCCGAAGCUGUUCCCGUUCCUAAGCCUCCUGUCAAGAAGCCAGCGACGUUCCCUGCUACCAAGAAUAUCAAGGACGUCGAACAAGUCUGCCGCAAGCCGUUCCCUACGCUCUCAACUGACCGUGGUGCGGAAACCACAAUUCCGGCUUGCGUCAAUGGCGACACCAACAUCGACGACUGCCCAUCCUAA
Fomitiporia mediterranea MF3/22 is the source of this 1542-nucleotide messenger RNA. It is a transcript of the gene FmMnP8l, whose product is annotated as manganese peroxidase 1. The transcript has 8 exons. The record is from RefSeq and is a predicted model, not a curated record. Bases 433 to 1542 code for a protein of 369 amino acids. Lineage: Eukaryota; Fungi; Basidiomycota; Agaricomycetes; Hymenochaetales; Hymenochaetaceae. Gene Ontology annotation, molecular function: peroxidase activity; heme binding. Gene Ontology annotation, biological process: hydrogen peroxide catabolic process; response to reactive oxygen species; cellular response to oxidative stress.